UUACCGGAGGAAACGUUAAGAAGCUAUGAAGCCGAUUGAAGUCUCCAUUCUGAUCCUGUCCGUCGUUGUGGUGUUGACGGUACAGAACCCGUUAAGUUUGCACAACAACAACCUGGAGGAUUUUCACGAUGGUGGACAUCAACUUGAUUCUUCUGCUCAAGUCGACUACAACAGACUCGUAUCACAGUCCUCGAUUUUUAACCCAUCAACUUCAUUUGUAAGAAAUACUUCAGUUACAAUUGUGACUUCUGUAACAACGUGCACCACAUCCACGGCUGCAUUACCCCCUUGUUCAGCUUCAGGACGUCGUCGUGAACUGGAAAGCCAAGGAUUCCUACUUAAUCCGAAAAAUGAAGAAAACCGAAAUGAUGAUUUGAGACUUUUACCUGUAGCCUACGACAGAAACGAGGGGCAAUUAGUUCGACUUAAUUCGGAUGAAGUAGAAGCUGCAAUCUCGUUUGCAAUCGAACCAAGCUUGUCCAGCGGUCAUUCCGGUCAGAAUUUGCUUGGACAUGGCACGCCAACCGUUACACUAAUGUACACGUACCGCCACCUGCAGCAGCACCACUGGAUUCCAGACUUGUGGAUCCGCUGUUUUACUGGAAAAUCUCAGGCCAUGCGUUUCCAAUGCGUUAUGAUAACGGACAGCUGUUAUUCUGAGGUGGAUCAAGCUCACGGAGCUGGUCCCGGAUUGAUUCAGAGUGGAAAACAAUAUGCAUCUCGUGUCGCCCAAAAAUCCAAAAAGAUCAGAGAAUCGACGAGGACGCUGCAAACUCUACAGGGCGUGAAAGAGAGUGGCUUGAAGAGUGAUCCGAAUGAACCCAACGGACCUGAUAUUGACUCCAAAAUCGAUGAAAUAAAAAACCAAUUGAGGCGCUCAGAGUGUCGUUGUUCGGUUGUUGGCAUGCACGAAUGA
Messenger RNA from Daphnia pulicaria, 916 nucleotides. RefSeq lists its product as uncharacterized. The record is from RefSeq and is a predicted model, not a curated record. NCBI's taxonomy places the organism in Eukaryota, Metazoa, Arthropoda, Branchiopoda, Diplostraca, Daphniidae. The coding region runs from base 26 to 916 and encodes 296 amino acids. The transcript is spliced from 6 exons.